Messenger RNA from Colletes gigas, 1224 nucleotides. Its product is annotated as NAD kinase 2, mitochondrial-like. The coding region runs from base 1 to 1224 and encodes 407 amino acids. The transcript has 5 exons. Lineage: Eukaryota; Metazoa; Arthropoda; Insecta; Hymenoptera; Colletidae. Gene Ontology annotation, cellular component: mitochondrion. Gene Ontology annotation, molecular function: NAD+ kinase activity. The record is from RefSeq and is a predicted model, not a curated record. Gene Ontology annotation, biological process: NAD+ metabolic process; NADP+ biosynthetic process.
AUGUUUUAUCGACCACAAAGGGUACUCGGUGUUUCAAAAUUGUCUUCGUUGGAAUUCUUGAAAUUUCGAAAUCCCGAUCUCAAUGAGGAUCAAAUUUUAUCGAAAAUGAAAGAUCAAGGGAUGGAUCCCCAAAAAAUUGUCACGGAGCAUCGAUUGCAAAUUGCUUGCGAAGAAAAUCUAGCGAAGAUUCUCAAAAGACUCGAUAUCAAUUUUCGUAUUACGAAAAGAAAAACAGUAAAAAAAUGUGAUUCUCAGAACUCACUCCUUCUCAAUUGUUAUCUUUGGUUUCUGAGUUAUUUUUUUAACGUUUACGUUUCGUUGUUUAGGAUAAUCGAUGCAAUGAAAUACGUGAAUUGGGCGGAUCUGGUGAUCCCCAUUGGAGGAGAUGGGACAUUUCUCCUGGCGUCCAAGCUGAUCAAGGACAACACAAAGCCUGUGUUCGGGAUCAAUCCCAAUAUCUUCAGCGGCAGUAACAUAUUUACUCUUCCACCCAAGUAUGCAGUGAAUAUCGGGAGCAUAUUUGAAAAACUCCAUUCAGGAGAAUACACGUUAUUGAUGCGGAGUCGCAUACGAACUGUAAUGAACGGGGAGGGACUUUACAGCCGACCUUUUCACAUACACGAGAAGAGUCGUAGACACGGAGAGAGAAGAAUCGAAACCCUCAUACGAUCGUCCCAAAGAAAGAUGGCUGACGCUCUUCAACCACGCCAAAGAAACUUGCCUUGGCUGGCGCUGAACGAAGUGUUCAUGGGAGAAUUUUUGGCAGCAAGACCGAUAACGUUGGUCAUCCAAGUCGAGGAUCAAGAGUCACAGAUGAUCCGAUCUUCGGGUAUAUGCGUGUGCACUGGCUCGGGAUCCAGAUCCUGGUACAAAUCUAUGAAUCAUCGACCUCCUGGUACCCUUAAAAAAAUCGUGGAAAUAGCUACUGGCAGGAAAUUGAACCCAGAAGAGAUCAAUGAUUUAUUGUAUAAGUACCAGCAAGCUCUUCUGUAUCCUCCAGAAGAUUCACGAAUGACGUAUAUGGUACGCGAGAUAAUUUAUAACACACGUUUCGUGAAGUGUUUCCUGGAAAAUCAAAAAUGCAAUAAACUGACUGUGAAAUCCUGCGGCUUCGACGCUGGACUCGUUAUAGACGGAAGCAUUUCGUUGCCUUUUAACGACGGAACAAGUGCCUCUUUUGAAAUCAAACCCGAGUACUCUCUUAAGCAAAUUGUUGUAACAUAA